AAAACAAAGAAAUGGCGAAACAGCAUUUUUCCAAGAGAAAUGUGAAAAUUCAGGAAUUGCUGCCGCACCACAUCAAAACAACAUAAAAUAUAAAAGCAACAACACCUACCAAUAUAGAAAAGGCAAAGAAAAAGCAAUAGACUCGCCAAAUUCACUUCCCAAAGGCUCGCAAAUUCCAGAAAAACAAUGGUGA
Ambispora gerdemannii is the source of this 193-nucleotide messenger RNA. The record is from the annotation of a GenBank genome assembly. Lineage: Eukaryota; Fungi; Glomeromycota; Glomeromycetes; Archaeosporales; Ambisporaceae.